Molecule: messenger RNA, 4038 nt
Organism: Funneliformis mosseae
Lineage: Eukaryota; Fungi; Glomeromycota; Glomeromycetes; Glomerales; Glomeraceae
Source: the annotation of a GenBank genome assembly
AUGAACCCUAGUCAACAGGUCAACUCUGUCGGUGUUACAGGCAACUUCAGCACGGUUAGUCGUCAGUUUACUCACGAAAACCUACAAACUUUACUUGCGAAAACUAAAGCUAUGCAAGCGCGUGGUGAUACAGAGGCUAAUAACCCUGAACUUGCUCAAUCUCUUAAUAUUUUAAGGGCAAUCCAGCAACAGCAACAGAAUGUCGUAGCUGUUUCAACUGGCGGUAGUGGUUCGGAUAGUACUAAUGGAGGUGAGGGUGAUGUUGGUAAAACUCCUCCUUCAGUACCUACAUCAUCCACAGAUAACCAAAUUCCUCAGAAUUCACAAGUACCUCCAACUCCUUUAUCUAGUGAACAAUUAAUGUCUUUGAAAUAUCAAAUUCUGGCGUUUAAAUUAAUAUCGAGGAAUCUACCUGUACCACCAUUAUUACAACAAGCAAUGUUUAAUCCGAGUCAAGUACAGGGUAUAUCUUCACAAGAUUUAGUAGGAUCAAUACCAGGAAAAAUUGUAGAAGCUUCAAAUAUUCAUCAUAAUCAGCAAGCAUCUCCAACUGCUUCAAUAUCAUCUACAGAUAUAGUUUCUUCACCACAACCCGCAGGAUUAAGUUCAUCAUAUAAUUCUUAUACAAAUCCUCACACAUAUUUAAAACCUGUUCAAUCAUAUUCACAUGCUUCACGUCAGCAAAGAAUGCUGAUACCAGCCAUAAUGCCUGUUGGUCUUGAUCCUCAAGUAAUUGCUGCUGAAAGAGAACGAUUUCUUCACGUCUUAAGGCAACAAAAAAUAACUGAAUUGCAGCGUAUUUUGAAUGAAAAUGUUAAAAUCGAUGACCAUCAAAGAAUACGGAUCGAGAUACAGCUAAAGUCUUUAAAAGUGUUUGAUAGACAGCAAAUGAUUCGACAAGAAAUAAUAAAAUGUAUGAAUCGGUCAACUACACUAGCUUCGUCUACCGAUCGCGCAGCUUUUAAGAAAAUGAAAAGACAAUCUAUUAGGGAUGCAAGAUUCACGGAUAAACUUGAGAAACAGCAAAGAGAAGAUAGACGGCGUAGACAAAAACAAAAGCAUUUGGAUUACUUGCAAAGUAUUAUCACUCAUCGUUCAGAAAUGCAAACAUGGCAUCGUACAUAUCAGGGAAAACAACUUAAAUUUGGGCGUGCAAUUCUGGCGUUUCAUUCACAAAUUGAGAAAGAGGAACAGAAGAGGAUAGAACGUAUUUCUAAAGAACGUAUUAAAGCCUUAAAAAAUGAUGAUGAAGAGGCUUAUCUUAAACUUAUUGAUGAAGUCAAGGAUACAAGAAUUACUCACCUUUUAAAACAAACGGAUUCAUAUUUGGACUCUUUAGCUCAAGCUGUUGUUGCGCAACAAAAUGAUGAAUUGCAUAGUGAUCCAACUGUAAGAGGUGGAAUUGAAUUGAUGGAUGAGGAUGACGAGGAUUCUAUGACCAUUAUUAAUGGCAAAAAGGUUGAUUAUUAUGCCGUCGCUCAUAGAAUUAAUGAGGAGGUAGAACAACCAACUAUGAUGAAAGGUGGUACUCUGAAAGAAUACCAAGUUAAAGGUCUUCAAUGGAUGAUUUCAUUAUACAACAAUCGUCUGAAUGGUAUUCUUGCUGAUGAAAUGGGUCUUGGGAAAACCAUACAAACUAUUUCACUGGUCACUUACCUCAUUGAAAGGAAAAAGCAAAAUGGCCCUUUCUUGAUCGUUGUUCCUUUAUCCACUUUGACUAAUUGGACCAUGGAAUUUGAGAAAUGGGCUCCUUCUGUGAGAAAAUGUGUAUAUAAGGGAACUCCGAGUAUUCGUAAAGAACUUCAACAACAAUUCAUAAAACAUACUAAUUUUCAAGUCCUCCUCACAACAUAUGAAUACAUUAUAAAAGAUAAAACAGUAUUAAGUAAACCUCGUUGGGUGUAUGUCAUCAUCGAUGAAGGUCAUCGAAUGAAAAAUGUAAACUCAAAGUUAUCAAUAAUUUUGACGAAUAACUAUCAAUGCCGAUAUCGGUUAAUUUUAACGGGAACACCUUUACAGAAUAACCUCCCGGAAUUGUGGUCACUAUUGAAUUUCAUUUUGCCAAAGAUUUUCGAUUCUGUAAAGAGUUUUGAUGAAUGGUUUAAUACACCAUUCGCUAAUACAGGCGGUCAAGAUAAAAUAGCAUUAAAUGAAGAAGAGUCAUUGCUUAUAAUAAGACGUUUACACAAGGUUUUAAGGCCAUUCCUUUUACGUCGUUUGAAAAAGGAUGUUGAAUCAGAAUUACCUGAUAAGGUUGAACGGGUAGUCAAGUGCAAGCUUUCUGCUUUACAAACGAAAUUGUAUAGCCAAAUGAAGAGACAUGGUGUAUUGUUUGUAAACACCGGUGAAAAAGGGAAAACUGGUAUUAAAGGCCUUAAUAAUACAAUUAUGCAAUUGCGUAAAAUAUGUAACCACCCAUUUGUUUUUGAUGAAGUCGAAAAAGAUGUAAAUGGUAGCAAUAAUAAUCAUUUAUUAUACCGAGUAUCGGGCAAGUUUGAAUUAUUAGACAGGAUAUUACCAAAGUUUUAUACGACUAAUCAUAGGGUUUUGAUAUUCUUUCAAAUGACUGCUAUAAUGACUAUUAUGGAAGAUUUUCUUAAUUGGCGAGGAUUUAAAUAUCUUCGUCUGGAUGGUACUACAAAGGCCGAAGAUCGUUCAGGUUUACUGCAGAAAUUUAACGCGCCGAAUUCCGAUUAUUUUGUAUUUUUACUAAGUACACGUGCAGGUGGUUUGGGUUUGAAUUUGCAAUCAGCAGAUACCGUAAUCAUUUUUGAUUCAGAUUGGAAUCCUCAUCAAGAUUUGCAAGCUCAAGAUCGUGCACAUCGUAUUGGUCAGACAAAAGAAGUUCGUAUUUUACGUCUAAUUUCUCAAAAGUCGAUCGAGGAACAGAUUCUGGCACGCGCACAAUAUAAACUUGAUAUCGAUGGUAAAGUUAUCCAAGCUGGUAAGUUUGAUAAUAAAAGUACUGCAGAAGAACGGGAAGCAUUUUUGCUUAAUGAUAUCAUUUCUCGAAAUGAUGCUGAACUUGCAUUAUUUAGAAGAAUGGAUAUUCAAAGAGAUGCUAGAGAAGAACAAGAGUGGCGUGCAUCUGGAGGAAGAGGAAAGCGUCCAGAAAGGUUAAUCGAAGAAAGAGAAUUACCAAUGGUUUACAUAAAAGAGUAUGACACCGUAAUACAACGCGAGGAUUCUAAUAUUGAAUAUGGUCGUGGGCAAAGACCAAGAGGAGAAGUUCACUAUGAUGAUGGAUUAACGGAAGAUCAAUGGGUCAAUGCUAUACAGGAUGAUGAUAUAGACGUUACUGAAAUAAUAGCCAAAAAGCAGGCAGCAAAGAAAAAACGUUUAGCGAAGAAGAAUCAAAAAACACAUACACCAGACUCAUUACAAAAGUCUACACAUCAUCACGAAUUUCAACAUGUGACUCAUUAUGAUGAAUUAAGUGCUGAUACAUCUGAAUCCAAGGAAUCCAAGAAGAAAAGAGGGAGACCGCGUAAAGAUGAAUCACAUGUUACAGAUGAUAUAGGCGAUUCACAAUCUAAAUCUUCAAAAAAGAAAGGAAAAGGUAAACGACCAGAGAUCGUUGAUUACGGCGGUCCUUUAGAUCAACCUAAAAAUAAGAAGCGUAAAACAAUUAAAAAAGUUCAUGAUGAUGAAAGUAUAGUUGAAACACAGAUGAAGAGACUCUUUAUGCAAUGUUAUUCCGCUGUUGAAAAUCUUACAGAUGAUUCGGAAGGCGAACCUCGUCAACGUGCAUAUCUAUUCUUAAUGCUUCCUAGCAAAAAGGAUUAUCCAUAUUAUUAUCAAAUAAUUAUUAAACCUAUCGCUAUGGACACAAUAAAAAAGAGGAUCAAAAAUAAUUAUUAUAAGACACCAAGGCUAUUCCGGGAAGAUUGGCAUCUGAUGUUUAAUAAUGCAAGAACCUUCAAUGAAGAGAAUUCACAAAUCUAUAUGGAUGCUGACAAGUUGCAGGAAACGUUUGAUUCCAAGUUUGAAGAACUUUUCCCAGGUGGGGAAUUUCCAACUGAAGACAUGGAAUUGUAA